UCCUUCUAUCUCCCUCACUCAGGAACACACAAUGACAACGGAUCUCCUCCGCAUCUCUCUACCACUUCAACCCAAGUCCACCACCUUCAGCCACCGCAUUUUGACCUGCAAUGUUGACUACAAACGGCAUCGCGGUUACCUCUACCGGCCACCACCACGUAUCGUCCACAAACAUCUUCCUAACCUCCUCGUCCUCGCCAAGGCAGUUGAUCUCAACUCUCCUUCACAGACCACGUCGGAGAAACUUCAACAACCGCGGCGGGAAGACCAACCUUCCGUGCUCCUUGAUGUAACCGGAAUGAUGUGCGGCGCGUGUGUUUCACGUGUCAAGUCAAUUUUGUCGUCGGACCAGCGAGUGGAGUCGGUGGUGGUCAAUAUGUUGACUGAGACGGCGGCGAUUAGGUUGAAUGCUGAUGCGGAGGUGAGUGGUGCGAACGCCGCGGAUGAAUUUGCUCGGAAAUUGACGGAGUGUGGAUUUCCGUCGAACAGGAGGGCGUCGGGAUUAGGGAUUGAAGAGAAGGUGCGGAAAUGGAAGGAAACGGUGGCAAGGAAAGAGGCGUUGAUGGUUGAAAGUAGAAAUCGGGUUGUUUUUGCUUGGACUUUAGUUGCUUUAUGUUGUGGAUCGCAUGCUUCUCAUAUAUUGCAUUCUCUUGGCAUUCACAUCGGCCAUGGCGCAUUAAUGGAAAUACUUCACAACUCCUAUUUCAAGGGCAGUUUAGCUAUUGGUGCUUUGUUGGGACCUGGAAGAGAUUUGCUUUAUGAUGGUCUAAAGGCCUUCUUUAAGGGCUCUCCAAAUAUGAACUCACUUGUUGGAUUUGGAUCCAUUGCUGCUUUUAUGAUAAGUGCUAUCUCACUUCUUAACCCUGAUCUUGGAUGGGAUGCCACAUUCUUUGAUGAACCGGUCAUGCUUCUUGGUUUUGUUCUCUUGGGUCGUUCACUUGAAGAAAGGGCAAGACUUAGAGCAUCUAGUGACAUGAAUGAACUAUUAUCACUGAUAUCCACACAGUCAAGGCUAGUAAUCUCUCCCUCUGAAAGUGAUUCAUCUACUGGUAGCAUACUGAGUUCUGAUUCAAUCUGUAUUGAAGUUCCUACUGAUGACAUUCGAGUUGGAGAUUUUGUAUUGGUUUUGCCUGGAGAAACUAUUCCUGUAGAUGGGAAAGUUAUUGCAGGAAGAAGUGUUGUGGAUGAGUCUAUGCUUACAGGAGAGUCUCUUCCUGUUUUUAAAGAAGAAGGGCUUUUUGUCUCAGCUGGAACAAUAAAUUGGGAUGGCCCACUGAAAAUUGAAGCUUCUUCCACUGGCUCCAACUCAACAAUAACAAAGAUUGUGAAAAUGGUAGAGGAUGCUCAAGGGCGUGAAGCACCUAUACAGAGGCUUGCAGAUUCAAUAGCUGGGCCAUUUGUGUACACUGUUAUGACUUUAUCAGCAGCAACAUUUGCCUUCUGGUAUUAUGUUGGGGUACAUGUUUUUCCAGAUGUGUUGCUAAAUGACAUUUCUGGCCCUAUGGAAAAUCCUCUGCUUUUGAGCUUAAAACUUUCCACAGAUGUCUUGGUUGUAUCUUGUCCAUGUGCACUAGGCCUUGCAACACCAACUGCUAUUCUUGUUGGAACCUCUCUAGGUGCUAAGCAGGGGCUUCUUAUUAGAGGAGGUGAUGUGUUGGAACGUUUGGCAAACAUAGACAUUAUCACUCUAGACAAGACAGGAACUCUAACCGAAGGAAAACCCACAGUAUCUUCCAUCGCAUCUUUUAUUCACAAAGAACACGAAAUCCUCCAAUUAGCAGCUGCAGUAGAAAAAACAGCAUCACAUCCAAUUGCAAAGGCUAUUAUAAACAAAGCAGAAUUAUUAAAUCUAAAUAUUCCGGUUACAAGUAGGCAGUUAGUGGAACCAGGGUUUGGGACCAUGGCGGAAGUUGAUGGGUGUUUGGUGGCUGUUGGAUCUAUGAAAUGGGUUCACGAACGGUUUCAGAUUAAAAAAAAUAUUUCAGAAGUUAUGAAUUUGGAAAAAGAUGUGAUGAAAAAAUCAUCCCAAGGGCGUUCAUCUUCAAAUUAUUCACAAACGGUUGUUUUUGUUGGUGUGGAAGGAGAAGGGAUUAUUGGUGCUAUUGGGAUAUCUGAUAAUUUACGUCUAGAUGCCGAGUCUACUGUAAAAAGGCUACAACAAAAGAAGAUAGAAACAAUCUUGUUAUCAGGAGACAGGGAAGAGGCAGUUGCAAGUGUAGCAAAGACAGUCGGCAUACAAACUCAUCUCAUCAAUGCCUCUUUGACUCCACAACAAAAAUCCGAUGCUAUCUCAACUCUUCAAUCCUCCGGCCACUCUGUCGCAAUGGUGGGGGAUGGGAUUAACGAUGCACCCUCUUUGGCUCUAGCGGAUGUUGGAAUUGCUUUGCAAGUUGAAGGACAAGAGAAUGCUGCAUCCAACGCAGCGUCCAUUAUACUUCUUGGCAACAAACUUUCACAAGUGGUAGAUGCAGUUGACCUUGCAAAAGCAACAAUGUCAAAAGUUCAUCAGAAUUUGUCGUGGGCAGUGGCGUAUAAUAUUGUUGCAAUCCCCAUUGCAGCCGGUGUGCUGCUUCCUCAUUUUGAUUUUGCCAUGACGCCUUCACUUUCAGGUGGACUUAUGGCGUUUAGUUCGAUAUUUGUUGUGAGCAACUCACUACUUUUACAACUUCACGGGUCUCAUAAUAAAAAAAUGAAAAACGAAGGUGAAAAGCGGAUUGAAUCUACAUCUUUAAGAGCGUAAAGAUGUUGAUUUAUUGAUUGGGUUAUAUAAUUUAUACGAUUGUUGUUAUUGAGAUCUGAUUUAUUGUAAACUAUAUAUGCAAGUAGAGGAGGAAAAUCAAAGGCAAAGGAAUAUUGUGCUUCAACUUGUUGUACCUUUGCCAUGAUAUAACAACACGUAUAGAGUACAAACUACAAACUGUUUCUUGAAAUUAUUAUAAAUAAUGGUCUUUAAAUUUGUAUA
Molecule: messenger RNA, 2962 nt
Organism: Lactuca sativa (garden lettuce)
Lineage: Eukaryota; Viridiplantae; Streptophyta; Magnoliopsida; Asterales; Asteraceae
Product: copper-transporting ATPase PAA2, chloroplastic
Biological process (GO): copper ion homeostasis; monoatomic cation transport
Cellular component (GO): membrane
Molecular function (GO): ATP binding; P-type divalent copper transporter activity; copper ion binding
Source: RefSeq, a predicted model, not a curated record